AGUGUAACAACAAUGUUGUCAGGUGGCAACCGACCACGUUCCAGCUUUGAAGCGGCUGCGGCUCACGUCUCAGCUCUCAGCUCAGCUUCACGAGGCAACAACACUCGCUUCGCUAGUCGGCCGCGUAUUAGUACAGAGUACAGUGAGUAGAAAGGAUUCAAGAGCAAGGAUCCAGUACGAGGUGAACCAGUGCCGCAGUCAGAUUCGUGUGCUACAAACCGACCAACGGUGUUCUUGUCGGCUCGUCUUCUUUAGUGUGUUCAGAGUUCAGUGUUCUCUAUUUUAUAAGUUAUAACAUUCAUGUUUUUGGGAGGGAAUAGUUGUUGAAGUUCCAAGGUGUCAUAGAUUACCACACCGCCAACAUGAGGGAGGCGCACAGACAUCGAAUAUACCUAUGCAUGACGCUACUGGCACUGACGACACGACACGUGACCGGCUACUCGAACGGCGCGCCGACGUUCGUGUGCGAGACAAUGGUGCCGGGCCACGGCGUCGGACCGCAAACGUCGACGGCUCCGUACACAGUGACGGCACAGCACGCCGCCAACGAGGCCGGCAAAGUGCAUGUCACCGUGUACAGUCCCACUCAGGACGACUUCACCGGCUUCCUGGUGCAGGCGAGGCCCGACCCCAACAAUACCCGGGUCAUCGGCAGCUUCUCGGCCGUGCCUGACAACUCUAAAACUAUCGACUGUUCUGGGUUCAAGGGCAGUGCAGCUACGCAGAAAAGCAAUUCAGCGAAACGAUCGGUGGAGCUCGAAUGGGAAGCCCCUCCAGGAUACGACGGACCUGUCACUUUCAUGACAACGGUGGUGAAAAAUAAGAAUACAUUUUGGGUUGGAAUGGAAUCACCUUCCAUUCAGGUAAAAAGGUUUGCUGAUGGAGAUCUGAGCAUUCCCUCCGUGUCUUCUUCAGACUCUUCAUUCCUUGACCAUAUUUUCAAGGCUGAAAAAGACAUUUACAAAGGCUGUGGAAGAACGAAAAACUGUUUUGGAAUACCAGCAGGAUGCAUUGAGGUGAAAAACUGCACUGCUGUGGUGUCUGUUGUGCCAUCAGGAAACAAAUACCAGUUCGACAUGUUGGCAAAGCGCAGUGAAUACGUUGCUGUGGGACUCUCUGAUGACGAAAAAAUGGGUGAUGACAAUGUGAUUGAAUGUCUGCAUGAUCCCGGCCGGAGUGCUGUGCAAGCCUAUAGAUCUUGGAAUCUUCCUACUAAGAAAAACAGGAGAGAAGAGGAACAUAAUGGAUUCUCUCUACAAGAUGGCUACUAUGCGGACGGCUACAUCUACUGCCGAUUCACACACGAUCCUCAAUUUAUGAUGCACGAUAUUAAAUUUGAUCUCGAUAGAAGUCCGUACUACUUGCUUCUUGCUUCAGGAUCAAAAGUGGAGCCAAACGGCGUUGGAUUCCACAACAUUGCUUUUGCCACUUCACCUGAUAAGAAGCGAUUGUCGGAUUUGAAAAGUGUCAAGAAGGAUGAUCCUUUCUACAAGGACUGCAACUCGUUGAAAAACUGUUUCGGAUUCCCUGACGGGUGUGUGGACGAUCAGAGUUGUCAGGCUGUGGUUUCCGUUCUAGUGCAGGGACAACGCUAUGAGUUCGAACUGAAGGGAGAGACUACAUCGUACAUUGCUGUUGGUCUCUCGCAAGAUCAGAAAAUGGGAGGAGAUAGCGUGAUGGAAUGUGUUUAUGAUCCAAACACUCCUUCAAAUGUGGUGAAACUAUUCAUGUCCUGGAAUAUACCAAAUGAUAAGAAGAACACAAGAGCACGAGUGCAACAAUCAGCAGUGAACCUGUUGUCCAGUUCCUAUGAGGAUGGUGAACUCUACUGUAAAUUCACGAGAGAUGUGAGAACCACAAUUGAAGGAACAACUUUUGAUCUCGCCAACAAUAAAUACUUCCUACUAUUAGCGGCUGGCAGUGGGGCAUCUUCUGAAGGUGUUGGCUACCAUGAUAGGUUCACAGCGGUGAGUGGGCAGCAGAGAUCGCUGGCCGACGUCGGAGCUUUCACUGGAGCAUCAAAACUGUAUCUGCACCUGCAUGGAUCGUUCAUGGUUGCCGCUUGGAUUGGUUUCGCCAGUUUGGGAAUUGUGCUAGCCAGGUACUUCAAACAAACCUGGGUGGGAAAAUCACACUGUGGAACAGAUAUAUGGUUUACUUACCAUCGAAUGUUCAUGAUACUGGUGUGGCUGCUAACAAUAGCGGGACUGGUGCUGAUAUUCUUGGAGGUUGGCGAGUGGGUGGCGGGGCCCAGUCAGACUCACGCCAUUCUCGGCUGCAUCACGUCUGCGCUCUGCUUCAUCCAGCCAUUCAUGGCCGCCUUCAGGCCGCACCCCAACGCACUGAGGAGGCCGCUCUUUAACUGGAUGCAUUGGUUUGUGGGCAAUGCCGCUCACAUUGUCGGCAUUGUGACAAUUUUCUUCGCCGGACAACUCAGCAAAGCCAUGCUUCCCGGCUGGAUGGACUGGAUAUUGGUUGGAUAUGUAGCAUUCUAUGUCUGCAUACACCUAAUACUCUCGAUAUCAGGAUGUAUGAGUGAAAGACAAGGUGCCAAGAGAGUAAACGCUUUCCCAAUGAAGGAUAUAGUUGGGAGGGGUGCAAUUAAUAACAUGGAAAGGAAACGUGACAAUCCAUAUUCUGGUUUCCGGAAAUUUUUGCUCUUCAUUCAUGUGAUUGUGGUUGUUGGCGUCUCUGCAGUGCUCAUCAUUUUGAUUGUAUUCGCACCGAUCGAGGACCAGGUUAAAUCACUCAAGGACAAAAUCAUGAAUUUCUGAACAGUACAAAUUUGAUGUAAUGAGUUAGUUACUGAGACGCAUAUUGUGUUCAAAGAACAUGUAAAUAGAUAGAACAUCGAGUGGAUAAAUAACGUAGAAGUGCAAAUGUGAUAGAAAGUUCAAAAACAUCAAGAACAAAUUAAUGUAAUUAAUUUAGUCUAAAGACUAACAUUUCAUUCGUUAAUUGGGGGAUUGUGCAAACUGACUACUAUUAAGUUGAAUUCUUUUGAAAAGGAUUUUUUCAGGAGUUUCAAUAAGAACAAACUGCAAUACUUCAUCUGUGAUGUUGAUGUGACAAUUUUCUGAGGCUCAUCUUUGAAAUUUUCAGAUAAUUAAUAAUUAUCACAUAUCUUAAAAAUACGAGUGAAUUAGUCUUGCAGUAAAGCCCACGCUAAAUUCAAAGUUCCUCAUCCGUGAAAAAAUCAUUAUAAAAAUUUUGUUAAUUUCAUCUAUAAAUCUUUUGCAAUUUCUCAAUUCAGUAAUAAUGCACUCUGAAUAUAACCCUAGUUUAGAAUAACAAUUUCGAAUAAAAUUAAUCAUUCACAACUACCUCUAAUCGAAAACAUCCAAAAAUAUUCGAAUCCUUCUCCACUUCUUAAAUCGUAGGCCUAUUUUUAAUUUAAAUUCAAUGUGUUUGAUACAUGUAUUAUUAUUCAAAAUUAUUUGUAGGAAGGAUGAUAAAAGCCAUAAUAAGCAAUUAGAGAAUAGCUCAAGAAGAUUCCAAUAAUGAAUUGUUAAUAACAGCUCCUUGUAGAAGAAAAUAAUUAUAAAAUGUAUAUUAAAAAACACAAGCUCAAAAGCAAUGUCAAAAAGAACAUUUUUAUUGAAGAUUAUGAUUGUAUAACUAUUAAUAAAUAGUUGUUGUUAUAAAGAUAUUACCAUAAUUUGAAGUUUUUAACAAAACAUAUACAAUGAAAUUGUAUUAAAUAACAAUAAUAUAAUAUUGUUAUUGUUGGUAUUUUAAUAGAUUGAUUCUGAACUAUAAAUGAAUAUAUUUUGUUAAUGUCUGUACAAUAUUGCUGUAAAUUAAUUGAGGAAUUAUAUAUUUUAUAUAGACAAUUUUAUAAUAAAAUAUUUUUGAAAAUGGA
Nilaparvata lugens (brown planthopper) is the source of this 3862-nucleotide messenger RNA. Its product is annotated as putative ferric-chelate reductase 1 homolog. Gene Ontology annotation, molecular function: oxidoreductase activity, acting on metal ions. Bases 363 to 2774 code for a protein of 803 amino acids. The record is from RefSeq and is a predicted model, not a curated record. Lineage: Eukaryota; Metazoa; Arthropoda; Insecta; Hemiptera; Delphacidae. The transcript is spliced from 15 exons.